Molecule: messenger RNA, 933 nt
Organism: Chinchilla lanigera (long-tailed chinchilla)
Lineage: Eukaryota; Metazoa; Chordata; Mammalia; Rodentia; Chinchillidae
Product: olfactory receptor 2H2-like
Exons: 1
Coding region: 1-933 (310 amino acids)
Biological process (GO): G protein-coupled receptor signaling pathway
Cellular component (GO): membrane
Molecular function (GO): olfactory receptor activity; G protein-coupled receptor activity
Source: RefSeq, a predicted model, not a curated record
AUGAACGGGGUUAAUCUUAGCAGCCCAGCAGGUUUUAUCUUACUGGGCUUUUCUGACCAGCCCCGGCUGGAGCUCGUCCUUCUUCUGGUCAUUGCUACCAUCUACAUUCUAACACUGCUGGGUAAUACAACAAUCAUCCUCAUCUCCUACCUGAACCCCAAACUCCACACGCCCAUGUACUUCUUCCUGUCCAACCUCUCCUUCCUGGACCUCUGUUUCACUACCAGCAUCAUCCCGCAGAUGCUUUGGAAUCUCAAGGGUCCAGAGAAGAUCAUCAGCUACACUGGCUGUGUGAUCCAGUUGUACAUGCUUUCGGGGCUGGGCUCUACCGAGUGUGUCCUGCUGAGUGUGAUGGCUUAUGACCGCUUCAAUGCCAUCUGCCGCCCCCUCCACUAUGAUGUUAUCAUGCACCCAAAGCUCCUCCAGCAACUAGCAGCCCUGGCCUGGAUCAGUGGUUUUGUGGAGUCCACCGUGCAGACCAGCCUUGUUUUCCAGUUGCAUCUCUGCAGUCACCAUAGAGUGGACGAUUUUAUGUGCGAAGUGCCUGCCCUGAUUCAAAUAGCCUGUGAGGAUGCAACCUUCCUGGAAAGUGAACUCUCCAUAGCUACUGUCUUGUAUGUGGUAAUGCCUCUGGGGCUCAUUCUGGUCUCCUAUGGCUGCAUUGUUAGGAGUGUGCUGAAGAUAAAGCUCACAGAAGGCAGGAGGAAGGCAUUUGGGACAUGCGGGUCCCACCUGAUAGUUGUGACCUUGUUCUUUGGGACGGUAAUUUGUGUCUAUAUUCAACCCAAGAGCAAGUACACACAGAAUCAUAAAAGAUUUCUCACCCUUUUCUAUUCUAUAGUGACACCUUCACUUAAUCCUUUGAUCUACACCUUGAGAAACAAAGAAGCUAAAUGGGCAAUAAAAAGGUUACUGGCAAGAGAACCAACUUAA